Molecule: messenger RNA, 1722 nt
Organism: Lolium rigidum
Lineage: Eukaryota; Viridiplantae; Streptophyta; Magnoliopsida; Poales; Poaceae
Product: amino acid permease 3-like
Exons: 3
Coding region: 82-1620 (512 amino acids)
Cellular component (GO): plasma membrane
Source: RefSeq, a predicted model, not a curated record
UAUUCCUCUCCGCCAUCUAGCUAUCUGAAUAUAGUUUGAGUAUAAUAAUACAGUGGUGCAGUGAAGGUGAAGUGAUCAAGCAUGCUGCCUAGGAGCCGAACUCUUCCAACCAGGAUCCAUGACAGCACCCUGGACCCGGACCGCGAUGCGAGGAGGUACCUCCAGGUCGAGGCCCAGCCCAUCACUUCCAAGAUCGACGAGGACGCACCGGCCAUGGCCACCACCGGUGGCAGCAAAUGCUUCGAUGACGACGGCCGGCUAAAGCGUACAGGCACAGUGUGGACAGCGUCUUCACACAUCAUCACGGCGGUCAUCGGCUCCGGGGUGUUGUCUCUCGCGUGGGCCAUUGCGCAGCUCGGCUGGCUCGCUGGCCCCUCCGUCAUGGCCCUCUUUGCCUUUGUCAUCUUCUUCACCUCCAACCUCCUCGCUGACUGCUACCGCACAGGAGACCUCGCCACUGGCAGGCGGAAUUACACAUACAUGGACGCCGUCAAGGCCAACCUGGGCGGUGCCAAGGUCAAGGUCUGUGGCGCCAUCCAAUACCUCAACCUCUUUGGAGUUGCCGUCGGAUACACCAUUGCUGCCUCCAUUAGCAUGAUGGCAAUCAAGCGUUCGAAUUGCUUCCACGCGAGCGGUGGGAAGGACCCAUGCCACAUGUCCAGCAACAUGUACAUGAUCAUCUUCGGCAUCGUGCAGGUCUUCUUCUCGCAGAUCCCGGACUUCGACCAGGUCUGGUGGCUCUCCAUCGUCGCCGCCAUCAUGUCCUUCACCUACUCCAUCAUCGGCCUCAGCCUCGGCAUCGCCCAGGUUGCCCAGAACAAGGCCUUCCAAGGCAGCAUCAUGGGCAUCUCUGUCGGUGCCGUCACCAAGGCUGGCACAGUAACCCCCAUGCAGAAGAUCUGGCGCAACCUGCAGGCACUGGGAGACAUAGCCUUCGCCUACUCCUACUCCAUCAUCCUCAGCGAGAUCCAGGACACACUCCGAAGCCCGCCUCCAGAGACGCGCACAAUGCGGAAGGCCACCCUCGUUAGCAUCUCUAUCACCACUGCCUUUUACCUUUUGUGUGGCUGUGCAGGCUAUGCAGCAUUCGGCGACGAUGCCCCUGGGAACCUCCUCACUGGCUUCGGCUUCUACAACCCCUACUGGCUGCUCGACAUCGCCAACCUCGCCAUUGUUGUCCACCUCGUCGGGGCCUACCAGGUCUAUUCCCAGCCGCUCUUCGCCUUCAUCGAGAAGUGGGCGGCCCGGCGCUGGCCCAAGGUCGAAGAGUAUGACCUUCGGUUACACGGCCCAAAUGGGCAUGCCUGCAGGGUCAACGCGUUCCGGCUGGUGUGGCGGACAUGCUUCGUGGUGCUGACCACCAUCGUGUCCAUGCUCCUGCCCUUCUUCAACGACGUUGUUGGCAUCCUAGGCGCGGUCGGCUUCUGGCCCCUCACCGUCUACUUCCCUGUGGAGAUGUAUAUCGCGCACCGCAAGAUCAGGCGCUGGAGCACGCCGUGGGUAGGGCUGCAGGCGCUCAGUCUCGCGUGCCUUGUGGUCUCCCUGGCUGCAGCAGUAGGCUCCAUCGCUGGCGUGGUGCUCGAUCUCAAGUCGUACCACCCAUUCCGCUCAACGUAUUGAUCUGCUGGAACAAACCAGUUACAUGUGAUACUGGGAAUAGACCGUCCUUAACUCCUAGUCAUGCCUUAAAUGAAUAAAGAUCGCGCCUUUCCUCGCAAAAAA